AGAACAAUUCGUUAAAUGAACCGGAAUGUCUGGGAAGAACUGGUUUUAAAUGAUAUAUUCGAAAAGUGCAUCAGGUUUGCAUUUCAGUGGAGAUCUUCAAGUCAGUCGAGGCAAAAGUGUUUCCAUAUUUGUGCCAUGUUCCACCUUGAGCCGCCCACUCCUGACCAGCAAGUUCUUAUCCGUCAAGCGCUAAACGAAGAUGUAAACACUCGAGAUAAAGACUUGGAAGCUAUUAAAGACUGGCUCAGGAAAGAGCCACAUUUGCCGGAUACAUGGGAUGAUACGAUGCUUAUGAAUUUUCUGCGAAGUUGCAAUUUCUCGUUGGAAAAAACCAAGAGGAGAUUAGACAAAUAUUUCACUGUGAAGGCAGUUGUUCCUGAAUUUUUUACCGAUUAUGAUAUUGCAAGCCCUGAAAUACGGAAAAUUCUCAAUAUGGUAGAAAUCGGUACCAUGCCAGGAAUAACUCCACAAGGCAGACGAGUUCAUAUCGUACGCAUCGCCACCCCCGAGUACGAAGACUUCGACACCAACUGCUGCGGCAAAGUACUUUUCAUGUUAGCCCACAUCUACUUCAAAAUAGAAAAAGAAGCUUCGGCUGGCGAAAUCUACGUUUUAGAUGGGGAGAACUGCAUGCUUAAACACUUCCUUAAAUUCUCGCCCAUUUUCGCGAAAAAAUUUUUGGUGUGUACCCUAGAUGUGCUCCCUGUCAAAAUUAAAGAGGUACAUAUUCUAAAUCCCCCAUUUUUUGUCGACAGUAUCGUAGCGCUUGUAAAGCCGUUCUUGAAAGAAAAAUUUUUUAAAAGAGCACAUUUUCAUAAGGAUUUAAGUACCCUCCAUGAGUAUAUCUCCAAAGAUCUUUUGCCAGAAGAGUACGGAGGUACCGCGGGCAAACUUAAACUGCAUUGGGACAAGUAUUUAGCGGCUUGUGAAGCUUUUAAACCUUGGUUUAAGGAACAGGAGAAGAUUAAAGCAGACGAGUCGAAAAGACCUGGAAAGGCUACAAGUUACGAAGAUUUUUUCGGACUACAUGGGAGUUUCAGAACACUCGCAGUUGACUGACAAGUCUUAAUAAACUAAUUGAGUAAUAUCUUGACCCAUUUUCCCCCUCCACUGAAACGAUGACGUUACACAAAGUUUUUUGAAUCAUAUAAAAUAAACUUGGUGUGUCUUUUUUUAAA
Messenger RNA from Zophobas morio, 1178 nucleotides. Its product is annotated as alpha-tocopherol transfer protein-like. Lineage: Eukaryota; Metazoa; Arthropoda; Insecta; Coleoptera; Tenebrionidae. The transcript is spliced from 3 exons. Gene Ontology annotation, cellular component: membrane. Bases 16 to 1059 code for a protein of 347 amino acids. The record is from RefSeq and is a predicted model, not a curated record. Gene Ontology annotation, molecular function: phosphatidylinositol bisphosphate binding.